AUUAUCCUUUUAAAAAGCGUUAAACCCUGACAAAAGCCAUUAUUAAUAUCCCUAAACUGACAAAAGCAAUCUUACUUUUUCCCUUACAAAUUCAACUCCUUGGGGAAUGCGGACACCAGAAAAAAAAGAAAAAGGGAAUGAAUUCUUGCUCAGGAAGAAGGCCGAGAAUCAUGGCUUCCUCAUUGUCAUUAUCUCAUGAUACCAUCUCCGACAUCCUCUCUAGAUUACCCGUCAAAUCCCUUACCCGAUUCAAAUCCGUUUCCAAAAACUGGGCCCACCUCACCUCCGUCCCUGCUUUCAUCUCCGCCCAUCUCCGCCGAUCUUCUCCCGAACCAUCUCUUCUCAUCCGCCGCUACAACACCCAGUCCGGUUGGGGCUUCGGGAUCGGGUUGAUCACUAACCCGACUCAAAAUUACCGCAGCCAGCUCUUGGAUAUUCCCUUGCUAGAAUCACUUCUUCGGUUUCCGAAAAUCGUGGGUUCUGUCGAUGGUUUGGUUUGUCUCGAUGUUUCGCCUUGUUAUGCUUCUGAUUUUGUUUUGUGGAACCCUGGAACUAAGCAAUUUAAACGCCUCCCUUUUCCUUUGAUUACUUCCACCAGAAGUAACCCUAUUUGGUUGGUCUUUGUUGGGUUCGGCUUUGAUUCUUUCAACAAUGAUUAUAAACUAGUCAGGAUCGUUUCUUUUAGAGGAAAUGAUGUGUCGCCUUUUCUAAGGGUUGAAGUUUAUUCAUGGAGGGAAGGGGUUUGGAAAGAAAUAGUAGAGAGUUUCAACUUAGCUGUGUUAUGUGGAGGACAGGAUGGAGUGGUUGUUGAUGGUUGUUUGAAUUGGGCAGCCAUUGGAUUACAAAGAUCUGCCGAUCGAAUUGUUAUUUCCUUUGAUAUGGGAACAGAGGUGUUUAAGACAAUACCAUUGCCGCCCGUUACUCGAUAUGGUAACAUGAAAGUUAUGUCUUACAUGGGAUUAUUGGCUGUUGCUGUAUAUCCAUUAGUUUUUGCUGCUAAUACUAAUAAUAUGAAUCGAUUCGAGUUCUGGGUACUGAGUGAUUGUGAAGAUGGGAUGAAACAUUGGACUAAUGUGGUUGUGAUGGAGAAUUUUUCAAAGUCUUUGGUUCCGAUGGGGACUUGGAGAGAUCGUGAACUGGUGAUUAAACAUAUGGGUGAUAGAGAUAGAGAGAAUCACCCGAGUCUUUUGUUGUUUGAUCCAGUUGAUGAUGGAACUAAAAGGCUUCCAGUUGAUUGUGUUGAUUUCUGUUUACAAGGUUACAGUUAUGUGGAGAGCUUGGUGUCAGUCAAUGGAAGAAGCAAAGAUGGUAGUGGAGCAUAAGCAUUCCAGAAGUUAGGUCGGUUUGGGAUUUUGGUCCUUUUUAACUUGCUUUGGCUCUUAGUUUUAGUAGGUAUAAAUUGGUAGACUUUAGUUGAAACAUCUUUUUGUUUGAUAAAUGAAUAUGGAUGGAUGUUGAGCCCAUAAUGAUGCUUUCUGACUUCAAUUUUUGGUAUAAUUCGUGGUGAACUUAGCAAUGGACAAGAAUGAGUUGCUCUUUUCUGCAAUCGUAUAUGUUCUCUGAUGAGGCCCUACAUUAUUUUUGCUUUACUUCUCUAUAUGCUUAUGUUGUAUUUCCUUUCGUUCCAUUCAUGCUCAAUGUAGAGGAAACUGGAUUCCAGACCCUGUUGGUUGUUGCGUAUGGAAAUGGUAUAUAGCCAAAGCCGAUUGCCCACUCUUGUGGGUGAUGGUGCAGGAAAACUUUGCAGUGUCCACGGGCUAUUGGUGAAUGGUUAUCUCUCCCAAUAAAUUGAUGGCUCUUUGAGCAGCAGGAAAGAGUAGCCUAAAUGUGUAUAGGUCACUUACAAACUGGACCUCCUCAAUAGCUUGGAGGUUUGGGCUGCGUAUUCAUAAUUCUCUUGGAGCUUAAAAUUUUGGCAGGGGAAACAAACUGUGCUUUUCUUUUCUGGCUACAAACCUGACCUUGUCCCCUCUUCUUUUGCACCAACUCUGACCUUCAGUCACUUCCACUGACUUCUCCUUGCUUUACGAUGAAGGAACUCUAAUCCAAAGUAAUCCAGAAACACCCUUCGACUCCUAUUCAAGUUAAAUCCAAACUUUUCUUGCAGUGGCCUACUCUGCUUUCUCGGUAAUUUUGAUUUUUCUUUAAUCUAGUGCCACCCUAUGACAAGACAGCAAAGAUACAAUUUUAGCGAAACCGUAAGCUGGACUCCCAAUUUACAUUUUCCGUUGUUUAUGCAAAACAUCUCAACUUACUACUGAUGUUUGUGUCCCAUCCAGAAGUCAGAAUACUCUGAAAGCAUAUAAUUGGAUAACCUUAAAACUCUGGAAGCAUAAUAGAUAGGACUCUGCCUAAUGAAUCACUCUUUGAAAAAAAUAUAUCUAUUUUCUCCCUCUCCUAUUUGGGA
Durio zibethinus is the source of this 2407-nucleotide messenger RNA. Its product is annotated as F-box/kelch-repeat protein At3g23880-like. The record is from RefSeq and is a predicted model, not a curated record. Lineage: Eukaryota; Viridiplantae; Streptophyta; Magnoliopsida; Malvales; Malvaceae. Gene Ontology annotation, molecular function: protein binding.